This is a messenger RNA of Dentiscutata heterogama, 354 nucleotides long. Lineage: Eukaryota; Fungi; Glomeromycota; Glomeromycetes; Diversisporales; Gigasporaceae. The record is from the annotation of a GenBank genome assembly.
AUGGAGAGGGUUAAGGUAGAUUUGAUACAGAGGUUAAAGUUUUACUCAAAUAUAACAUCAGGCACAGAAAAUUCAAAUAUGUUAAUCAUUAGGGAAAAUAAAGGUACAGGAAACAUAAAUGCAAAUAUAAGCCAACAUUUGGCUAAAUUAGAAAAAAAGAAUGAAGAUCUCAAAAUAAAUACAUUGAGAGAACAUGUGCAGCAAACAAGAAAAAAUAGCCCAGGUAAACUAGCAUCAAAUACCCACCAGAAGCUGACAAAUUCCAUGUCAACACAAGAAGCAAGUGUCUGGGCAGGUAGAAAUACUAUAAGACCAAACAAGCAAUGGCUACAGGAGGAUAUUAGUAACAACUAG